Molecule: messenger RNA, 861 nt
Organism: Trichomonas vaginalis G3
Lineage: Eukaryota; Parabasalia; Trichomonadida; Trichomonadidae
Product: rRNA processing
Exons: 1
Coding region: 1-861 (286 amino acids)
Biological process (GO): rRNA processing
Cellular component (GO): preribosome, small subunit precursor
Source: RefSeq, a predicted model, not a curated record
AUGGCUUUAAUUUGUGGACAAAAGUUUGUCUGGGCACAAGAAUUAGUUGCAAACGAGCAAGAGACACGCGAUGCUGCUAUUGCUGAUACAGCAGCAUGGAUUAAACAGCUCCAAGAGCUUCCAGCAAAAGAUGCAGAAACAAUUUGGUAUAUUUUAUGGAAUGCUCUCUGGAUGACAGAUGGACAACUUACACAGCAUGCGUUUUGUGAUAAAAUUGUUGCCAUUUUUGAUGUUCUCUCCGUUGAAAAUUCAAAAGCAUUUUACAGAGCAUAUAUCGAGUGCAUGGUUAAGCAAUGGGAAAGGCUUGACAAGUGGCGGACAGAUAAAUACCUCGUUUUAUGCCGUAAAAUUUUAGAUAAGCUCGUUUCAUUCUGCAAAGAACAUAAAGAUUACGAUUUCUUGUUUGAAAUCAUUCAUCUUGUAUUCGAAAACACAAGAGGAAAUGGUUUCAAGCUCCAUUUAGUUGAUGUUCUUACAGAUUAUCUCCCAGAGUUAGUUCAGAUGGACGCAAAGACGGGAUAUAAGUUCCUUGCACCAUUUGAAGAUGAGUUUCUUAAGAGUACGACUAAUGCUUCCUUAGUUUUAAGAAUUGAUUUUAAGAUUAUUACUCCUCUCAUUGAUUCUGUUGGAGAAGCCUUCUACGGAUCAGAAGAAGAGUUUUGCAUUAAGUUCCUUCGCACACUUCUUUCUCGUUUGAACAAUUCCAUCAAACAUAAGGAUUCUAACCAAAAGAUACACAGCCUCAGAGUUCAGAAGGCUUCAGAGCUUCAAGAACUCCUUGUUGCUGUCAACUUGGAUCGCCAAAACAAAGGAAAACCAGUUCUUAAGCUUGGCGUUAUUGAUGAAGAAGAAAACAAAUAA